Messenger RNA from Micropterus dolomieu (smallmouth bass), 4873 nucleotides. RefSeq names its product nuclear factor of activated T-cells, cytoplasmic 1-like. Bases 308 to 3088 code for a protein of 926 amino acids. Gene Ontology annotation, biological process: calcineurin-NFAT signaling cascade; cytokine production; regulation of transcription by RNA polymerase II. NCBI's taxonomy places the organism in Eukaryota, Metazoa, Chordata, Actinopteri, Centrarchiformes, Centrarchidae. The transcript is spliced from 10 exons. Gene Ontology annotation, molecular function: DNA-binding transcription factor activity, RNA polymerase II-specific; transcription factor binding; RNA polymerase II cis-regulatory region sequence-specific DNA binding. Gene Ontology annotation, cellular component: transcription regulator complex. The record is from RefSeq and is a predicted model, not a curated record.
CGGGGAGGCUCUUGAAAACCUUCAUUGGGCUGAAGAGAGACAAACUCACCUCAACCAAGGUCCCCUUAGCGGCACUACCUGCGCCGGUCUACAGAUCCAAUAGUAUAAGAUUUAUCCCCGCUCAGCCAGUCAACCGCGUUGUGGUUCCAAGUUGUACACUCGUUAUGCUUUAACUUCAAUGCGAAUAAUGCUUUUAUUUGAUGGUGUAUGAAGUGAUCUGGCUCUUGCAAUAUUGUCAUCGGCGUCGCUUAUCAUAGUCUCACAGUCGGUGAAAGUUGCGCGGAGAAAGUUGCGCAUCGCUUGUUGAAUGCAGGACACCUUCUGCCUGAGCGUCAAUUCCAAGUUCAGCUUUGGAGCAACAGCCGGUAAGGAGCAGGGACUCCAGUUUCUCACCUCUGUCGCCGCCGAUAUGAAGUCUGCAGAAGAAGAUGCAUACAGCUACACACCAAAUGUCAGCUUGUCCCUUCCACUGGGCAUGGGCAACCCCUGUCUGGCCACCCAGUACCAUACCUUACAGUCCAGCCCAGUCAUAUCUUGCCACCAGACAGGUUACAGCCUCCAAAACGAGAACCAUGCAGCAUCAGGCUAUUACCUGCCCCACGGCUUGAGACCCAAUGGCGCCCCGGCCCUGGAAAGUCCCCGUAUUGAGAUCACUGCCUACAGCCAGUAUCCUGAGGAUGAGGUAGAAGAGAGCAGCAGUGAGGACCACAUCGUCAAACGAGGCAUUAACUCCAUCGUGACGCUGACACUGCCCAAUGCAGACGGCUACCGUGAUCCCAGCUGCCUCAGCCCUGCGAGUAGCAUUUCCUCACGUAGCUGUAACUCCGAGGCAUCCUCUUACGAGUCUGGCUUCUACAACUAUGACAACUCCCCCCAGAACUCCCCAUGGCAGUCUCCCUGCGUUUCUCCCAAAGGCUCAUCCUCUCUGCUCUCCUGCCCACAUGCCAGCGGCCGUGCAGCUUCCCCUCACCAUUCACCCUCCACCUCCCCUCAGAUAGGAGCUGUGGCCGAGGAAGGUUGGCCGGCGCAAAUUCGUGGCUCCAGGCCUAACUCUCCUUCCUGCAGUGGAGGUGGCGGAGGCAACGGCGGUGGCAGCAUUGGGAAGAGAAAGUACAGCUUCAAUGGCACCCCUUACCAUCAGACAUCCUGCUCCCCCCUCCAGUCGCCCACCCCAUCCCCACAUGGCUCCCCCAGGGUCAGCGUCACAGAUGAGAACUGGCUCGCCAACACCAACCAGUACACCAACUCUGCCAUUGUGGCCGCCAUCAACGCUCUGACCACAGAUGGAGUGGUAGACAUGGGGGAGGGAAUCCCAAUCAAGACGCGGAAGACCAUGCUGGAUCACUCAUCCUCCAUGAGCCUGAAGGUGGAGCCAGGUCGUGAAGUGCUGGGUCCUGAUGGGGAGCUCUGCCAUGAAGACUACCCCUCCCGCCUGGCCCUCAAGAAGGAGAACUACUGUGGAGGGUUCCUGGAUGUGCCCCAGCAUCCGUACACCUGGUCUAAACCCAAGCCUUACCUCAGCCCAUCUCUGCCAGCUCUUGACUGGCAGCUUCCGUCCUGCUCCGGCCCGUACAACCUACAGAUUGAGGUGCAGCCUAAGUCCCACCACAGGGCCCACUAUGAGACUGAAGGCAGCCGAGGGGCAGUGAAGGCACUGUCUGGAGGCCACCCUGUAGUACAGCUUUAUGGCUACAUGGAAAGCGAGCCGCUCACCCUGCAGCUGUUCAUAGGGACCGCAGACGACCGCCUCCUGCGACCACAUGCCUUCUACCAGGUCCACCGUAUCACCGGUAAAACCGUCUCCACUGCCAGCCAUGAAGCCAUGCAAUCCAACACCAAAAUUCUGGAGAUCCCUUUGCUGCCUGAAAACAACAUGAGAGCCAUAAUUGAUUGUGCGGGGAUCCUGAAGCUGCGUAAUUCGGACAUUGAGCUUCGCAAAGGGGAAACAGACAUCGGACGUAAGAACACACGUGUGAGAUUGGUGUUUCGAGUGCACAUCAACCAGCCAAACGGCAGGACUGUGUCCCUGCAGACUACUUCGAACCCCAUUGAAUGCUCCCAGCGAUCGGCUCAGGAGCUUCCCUUGGUGGAGAAGCAGAGUGUGGAUAGUUACCCUGCUACCGGAGGCAAAAUGAUGCUCCUGAGUGGCCUCAACUUCCUCCCCGACUCCAAGGUGGUGUUUGUGGAGAAGGCACAGGAUGGGCAUCAUAUCUGGGAGACAGAAGCCAAAGUUGACAAGGACUCCGUCAAAUCUAAUGCUGUUGUUGUGGAGAUCCCGCCAUACAGGAACCAGAGAAUAUCCAGCCCGGUGCAGGUUAACUUCUACGUCUGCAACGGCAAGAGGAAGAGGAGCCAGUACCAGCGCUUCACCUACCUGCCUCCUAAUGUGCCGAUAAUAAAGACAGAACCCAGUGAUGAAUAUGAUUCUCUGGGGACUGCGAGACUGCCCAUGCAUUCAAAGUCCUAUUACGGCCAGCCCAGGCUCACUCCCAUCAUGCCUGUAGCCGAUCCUGAUGUCUGCCUGGUUGGUGGCUACCCUCCCUGCCCGCCCUGCCAUGCUGCCAUGCCAUCGUCGUCCCCCAGCUCCAGCCCCACCUUACAUGACCUGUCCCCUGUGGCCUACAGCAAGUGCCUCCCCAACAGCCCCACCCAUGCAGUACAACCAGGCCCCGUGGUGCCCUCCAUGCAGGAGACUCCUGGCCUCCCCAACCUCACCCACCCAUCAUCGCCAGACCACAACUCAUCCCUAGGGAUGCUCCAUUCCCAGGGCAGCCCCAACCACCUCAACAGCCCAGGACCUCAUGGUUAUCACCCUAUCUAUGCCAACAGCAGUCCCUCAUCCUCCCCUGUAUCCCACCCUUCCACUCCCGGUGGGACUGCGGAGAGUCCAUUCAUUCAGGCCUACAGUCCCAGUCAGGCUCAGGCAGCAGCCAGCUCACCUAGCCUGUUACCUGAGGAUGCCAGCCCCCCUUCGAUGGCCAUCACCGUCAAACAGGAGCCCCAGGAACUGGACCAGAUGUACCUAGAUGAUGUUAAUGAGAUCAUCAGGAACGACCUCUCCAGCAUUUCUGUGAACACUCACGCAUAGACGUCCAGAAAUCUUCUGCAGCAGCACACACACACGCUGAAAGCAAUGUCAUCAACAAAAAGAGGACAAAAACAAAGAGAGAGAUCCAGAUGAUGAAGAAUAAAGUUUUGACCAGGAUCUCCCGCUUAACUAUCGUUACCAUCAGCUCCUCCUCUCUCAAAGACUCGCUGCAGACUUAUAUUGACAAUCACUGGCAAGCUCCAUUUGAAUAAACAGAUGAAUGUUAUAUUUACAAAAAGGGAAGUGAUAUCAGGGGCAAAGACGACUACACUUGCCUUAAUUCACAGCAGAUGUUCUUUAGUGGACCAAACAGCUCAAUGAGACUAAAUUAUAAUCUUAAUUUCGAGUGUGAUCUGUAUGUUAAUGCAUGGACAAGCUAAUGGGUCUGUAAGUGUCAUGCUUCCUCACCUUGGUUCAUUUGUUUGUGCCGUCAGUCCGCAAAAACCGAAUUGGUGCCUUACAGCAGUGAUAUUGACAGUAAACAACAGCAGAAGUCACACAAAUGCAAAUGGUUUAUUCUAACCCAAAGUGGAAGUUUUUAUAUGACAUUUUUGUAUCAUUUCAAUGAUUUGUUUACAGGGAAACAGAAUAAAAGGCUGGAAAAAUGUAGGGAGUAUGUGAAUAGAUUAGAAUUGUAUUUUUUCUUGCUUCCUCAUUAUUAUCUAAUUGUUCAUUUAUACUGAAUGCUAUUGUAUGAUAUUCUUUUGUAUAAACAUGUAUUUGAAAAUGUACUUCUGUAUGCCUUAUCCUUAUAUCAUGCAGUUUGCUAUUUAGCUUUCCCUUUUUUCCCCAUUUGUCUUCCCCUGAUAUGAUUUGUACCAUUUCUAAUAUCCUACAUUAUCCUUUUCACCUUAGUGCCUAUUUUUUUUUAUCAUCCUGUCUCGGUCUUCCAGUCCUCCCACCCAAACCAUGACGUAAUGAUGCACAGACAAUCAGAGAAAUAUAUAGUACAUAUCCUAUAACAUCCAUUCCUGGUUGCGGGGGAUUAUAAAGGCAGGUAUCAGAGUUUUCUUCUCCCCCAGCUAUAAGGCAGUUGAACAAAGGUAUGCUUACCUGCUGUAUCUGAAAAAGAAUACUCCUGGACAAUAUAUAUUUGUUUGUUACUUCUUGCACUGCAGGUUUGCAUGUAAAUAGGCACAGGGAUAAUCUAAGUAUGCCACAGGCUCAGCUUUACUCGUCAUUUGGGUGAUUCCACUGAGGAGUUGGCAGGACUGUUACUUACUGCUGGCAAUAAUUGAUCUGAGUAAACCAAAGGAUUUUAUCUUUGGUGAAAUUAUUGUCCAAGUUUCCUUUUUCUGUCGGAGACUUUAGCGUAGAGCGGCUCCCCGUACAAAAAAAAGACAUUAUGCACUUUACUGUAGAAACAGAGCAGGUUUUCUUUCUUCCAGACCAAAUAAUGUAGAUUGAUUUCCACUGUCGCGUCAUAAACGUACCAACAUUGACUCUUCUUCCACACAGCAGCCGUCUUUCCACAUGAUCUAUCUUUUGGAGCAUGCACAUCGUACUAACGUUGGGGUUCAUUUAGCUGACAGUAGCUUACAAUAUAGCUUCCUAGUACAUUUUUGGAAAUAUAAUAGCAUGACUAUGAAUAAGGUUUCUAUUUUGUGCCUUACUCUCUCUUUCUUGGCUAUAAGGUCAUUGCAACUCUAUAAUGCUUUUCUGUGUAGGCACAAGGUGAAACAUAUUUCUCUUUAAUAUGAAAUAUUUAUGAAAAAUGAAAUGUGUUCAAAGUGCAUUUAAUGUGUUCUCAACAAUGAAUUAAUAAAUGGCAUAAUGGUGACCAUA